Molecule: messenger RNA, 816 nt
Organism: Bemisia tabaci
Lineage: Eukaryota; Metazoa; Arthropoda; Insecta; Hemiptera; Aleyrodidae
Source: RefSeq, a predicted model, not a curated record
UCUCUCGAAAAUGUUUCCUCUUCCUGCCCGAUAAAGGUACGCCCCCGAAAUAUGCGGCUCGUCAAAGUAUAAAAGCUGCGGGCUUUCGUCCGCAUGGCAUCAGUUAUUAGUUCGCAAUUCUUCGACCGUCACACAACGCAGUGCAAACCUCACCGAGAUGGCUUCCUUGAAAUUCGCCCUGGCCGCCCUUGCUCUGUCCGCCGUCGUCAUAAACUCAGUCGUUGCCGAUGAAGCAGCUCAAGCGGCAAAACUAGAUGGAGGAUAUCCGAAAUUCCCCUCUCGAUUUAGAAGACAGACUUACGUGCCUCAGGUGCCUCAAAUACCUAGCGACAUCUCAGGUAUCUCGAACUACAAGCCGCCAAGCUUCCCAACCAACGUCCCAACAGUCCCAUCAAUGCCAACCAACAUGCCAACAGUCCCAUCAAUGCCAACCAUGCCAACAGGAGGCUACGGAGAGUAUAUGAAGCCAGAGCACUGGCAGCAAUACACUAACGGUCUGCCCGGCACCGGCACCGGCACCGGCGGCGGUGCGUCGCAAUCAUAACAGGUCAUCGAAGAAUUCAACCAACUGACGACAACUUAUUGACAGCCCACCGCAAAUACCCGAAUACUAAAUCGACGAAUCUCAAAAACUAUUUAUUGAUUAAUUAAUUAAUUUAUUUAUUUAUUUAAAGAACCACUUAAUUUCCAUGAUCUUUAUACCCCAACAAUCCGCAUGGUUCAUUUUUAUUCACCACCUUGUCUCUUAUUCAGAGAUUCAGACUCACUUGUAUCACAGAAUUUUAAAAUUAAACCCACCUUGACAAUGACUAAAAA